Messenger RNA from Aspergillus nomiae NRRL 13137, 6192 nucleotides. Its product is annotated as C50 family peptidase. NCBI's taxonomy places the organism in Eukaryota, Fungi, Ascomycota, Eurotiomycetes, Eurotiales, Aspergillaceae. The record is from RefSeq and is a predicted model, not a curated record. Gene Ontology annotation, cellular component: nucleus; cytoplasm; mitotic spindle. Gene Ontology annotation, molecular function: cysteine-type endopeptidase activity; protein binding. Gene Ontology annotation, biological process: proteolysis; meiotic chromosome separation. Bases 1 to 6192 code for a protein of 2063 amino acids. The transcript is spliced from 3 exons.
AUGGCGGUCACCUCCCUUCUCUCCGAUUCCUCGGUGGAAUCGGUGAAGCAGGCCGUUCGCUCCACGUCAACAUGUUCGAAUGCCACCGUCAUCUCCCUCCAGACGCUUUUCCGCGGACUAUCGAAGACGUCACCGGAGUCUGAUAAAACCACAGUGAAGAGGGGAACUAGGACGACGAAAACCACAGCGACUUCCACUCGGCCGAAGUCGUCGAGAGGGACGAAGGUCUCCGCACAUGAAGCGGCCAUCAACACAGUCGUGGAAAUGGAUGCUGCGCGUUUGUCAUUUCAAGAGAAGCUCGUCCUCGCCACGGAUGUCUUUAACACCACCCUCAAAACCCUCUCGGAUGCAUCCAAGCUACCUGCUAAACGCGAUGAAGCUCGGGCUCGGACCGCGUGUAGCUCCCCCUCGCCGAGUCGUGGCGCGAAAUCGCCCAGAAAGCUGAAGACGUCACAGGAGGAUGAACUGGAUACUGGGCUGGCGGCUGUGGCGGAAUGUGCAAGUAUGGCUUUGUCGUCUCUACGGAGCUUAAAAGGGGAGCAAUCUGGCCAGCAGGAUGGAUUUCCGAACAUGCAGCUGGAGCAAGGUGCAUGCGUCUUGGCGGGGAGGUAUCUGUCACUGGGGCUGAAUGACAUGGCUUCUAAAGAACUGAGAGGACUUAAGAGAAGGCUACAACAAUAUCUGGACAGCCAGGCUACAAUGCGAUCAAAAACUACGAGCAGGAGGAAAAAUGAGGUUCAGGAGGAGGAAAGCGCCAAAGAACGGAUGUCUGACUUGCUUACAUUUGCCAAUUUUGACCACGCCGGUCCGGUGCUAAGCGUGCUUGUUCCCUUUCAAUCUAAUACCCUACGGCUGAUAGCAUCGGAAAAGAAACUUGCAACUGUCCAGAAAGUCGCGUCCUCACUGCAGUUGUCCGAAUUGAGCAGCCCAGCGAAUGUCAUCGUGGCGGCCACGGAAUCGGGUGCUCUCACCACAGAUAAAGCAGCACUUCAACUCCAACUGCUCUCCAAUACUGUGUUAUCCCUAGCCGGAGUCCAGCAGCCAUCGAAUCGUCUCACAACACGCGAUCGUCUGAAGCCAUCCACUUCGUUGUCCCUUCAGUUACUGUCCUUGGAGAUCCGAUGCAUGAGCUGGAAGCUGUCUGGUCAUACCUGUGAUGAAGGCAAAGAGAUGUGGGACCCAUUGACGCGAUACCUUGCCAACUACUCUCACCACAGCAAGGGUAUCGAGAAAGCCGAGUUUGCGUCCAUUUAUAAAACAAUCAUUCGACUUCAGACCGCUGUUGCUAACACGCAAAAGCGCACCACGGCUAGUCUGAGAGACAAUGUCUCGGUUGCCCGAAUUGCUACUAUAUUAGGUCACCUUGCUCAAGAGGCUGGAUGCUUUGACGAAGCUCUGAAGCUUUUCACCGAAGCUGUCAACCCACUCUCAAGCGGACAAUGCCUCUCGCUCGCCACUGUUCGUUGCAAGAUUGCAACUUUGCACCUUCAAGCUAACAAAUCUUCCAAACCAUCGCUCAACAAGGUUACGAAUGUUGUAUCUGAUGCGACCUCCUCACUGAGCAUGCCCUUGAAAGGGAGUCUCAGUGACCUCGACGAGCUGCUGGUUGAAGCAGCAAAACUGAAAAAGCUUACCAUGAGCGCCUAUGGAGACUUGGUUACCAAGGCAGGGGAAAAGAAUGGUAUUGACAUUUCCCAAAUAUACGAAUAUCUCCCCGCUUUCUUGCGGUUUUUGCGUCGCUACGUUGGUCGACCAUCUUCGUCCGAUAAUGAGCCAAAGGAGGAUGACUUAUUUCUUACGCGGGUUCGCGCGUGCAGAAACAUUGUCCUCUCGGCAGUGGACUCAGCGCUCGCUGUCGGUAAAUUCUCAAUCAUGUCACAACGGCCUCCCUGGGAAGAUGUGCUUUCCGCAUUGACCGACUGCCAGCGUCUUUUGACGGCUAUUGACGUCGUGGACGAAGAAGCUGAUCCGUCAGUACUCGAUCAAAUUGGUGCGGCAUUCGUUCGGCUGUCAAAUCUGUUUUGGUCACGUUAUCUGAAGGAGAAAGAGCGUGGGAAGGGAUAUAGUGAGCUGGUGCCUCUUGUGAAGCACUCUGCACAUCUUUUGUCCAGUUGCUCACCAGAACAACGAAUCACGGGGUUCGCGGCUUUGAAGUAUGAACGCCUUGCGUAUCUUUACAUGGAAGGAAACAGGGGCGCAGAAGCCGAGCAGGCCUUCUCCCAGGCCAUCCAAGAGCAUAUUGACACAGGAGUGUUGGACGGCUUGGUUUCCAGUCCCAACUUUCCUCACCGAACUUGCCAGGAUCCCAAAAGUAACGGGUUCAUGCUUGGUCGAGUCCUUACCGCAUACCUGAAGUUGCAACUGAGGCUGCGUGGGAAGUCAAAGUCUACCGGGUUCUUUGACGACGAGUCGCAAUCGCUACUGGUGAGAGGCCAUAUCAUGGAAUGGCAAAUGGGCAUUCUGGCAGAGCUACAUUCCCAUGCUUCCAGCGAUGAAGCCUUUCGAUCACACUUUACUUGCCUUGUGUCCAAGCUGCUUGGGCUGUACGAUCCGGAGAUUUACCCCAUUCGUCGGUUACGAGUAGUCUUGGGCGGGCUGCGUUCGUCCCUGGAACGCCCGAACUGUUUGGAGUCGACAGUAUUACACAAAUUGCACGAGGAAGGUCUGGAGGCUAUCGAGGCUGGGGACUACGCCAAGAUGGGGGAUUUACAGCCUGAAACUCUCAACCUCAUGAUAUCGUCGUGGACCUCUUUGAUGCGCAACUGCAACAAUGGAGUUACCUUGAUCCAAUACGUUGGCGAUGUUGAACACUACCUCCUCCAGCUGAAGGCUAUAGUUGACUACACAGAAAUCCAUGGGCUUUGGAAGCUCCAGCUUUCAACGCUCGAGCUGGUCUUACGAGUCACGGAGCUUCAAGAAGGCGGUGACUUUUCUGAAGCCAUCAUCGUAAUCGCGCGUCUGGUACAGCAGUAUUGUCGACUUGGAUACUGCAAAAAGGCCGGCGAUCUUCUAACUCGCGCAGAGCAGUACCUCGGCCCUAACGUCUCUUGCCUGGCCACCCUAUCACACAAACUGGCACGGGUAGCCUUCCUUAUCGAAAUAGGCGAGACUGAGAAGGCGGCGGCCACCCUAUCAGCAGCUAGAAGUCUCUACGAGUCAAACCAGAAAAAGCAAGAUUUGAACGGCUGCUCUGUUCUGGCCAAGAUUGCCUGGGAACGAUUGGUCGCGGAUGCGGCCUUUAUGAGCUCACAGCUCUCCUUCGCUCAGGGGGUUAUCAAGGACGCCCUCUUUUUUGCUAAGCUAUCUGUGCGGUUGAACUGCAGGAUCUGGGCUAAGGUUGAGAAAAUCUCGCAGAGGAAACAGGAAAAGAGUUUGCCUGUGCCCGUUAUUUCCGUAGGGGAUAGCUCCGAGCUUGACAACGUUGUUGAAACCAUGGCCAAGCUUGAUGUAUCACAGGCGAACCAUACAACGACUUCUGUCUAUACACAGGGAGCCCCUUUUUGGCCGCACAUCGGCUCGCAUCACACCUCUCUCUUGAACCUUGCGAGUCUAUCUGCACACCACGGCCUGUUCCAGGAUGCCAUCUACUACGGCGAGCAGGCGUUGAAGAUUAACAAGACCCUGAACGCGCCUGUUCGUUUGAUCAAUUCUCAAGCGCAACUUGGGUCACAUUGGAUUCUCGGGGGGCAUAUCUCUGAAGGUCAAGAGCUCCUCACAGCUGCCGAGACAUUGUCGAAGCAGCUAGAGAGUAGUGUUGAACUCGCAUCGCUGCAGAUAGGUCUUGCCUCUCUUUACAGAGCGCAGGGCCACUACCGUGAGGAACUUCAGGCCCUUCUGGAGGCGGACCGGAUCAUGAAUGAAUUUGGCAGUCCGGAUGUCUCUGAUGCGGCUUCAGUUUCCUCGGGUGUCCCAGAACUAGAAGACAAAAUGGAGAGUCUCCGAAUCCGACCGGCUAGUAGAAGGACGAAGCAGCCCGCCGCGACCACUCGGCGGACCCGUGCCACUACCUCAACUCGGAAACCCACCAAGGCAGAUGCCACCCCUUCGAAAGCCGCCGAUACCGUCACUGAAUCACAGUCCCUGCUGCAGAUCAGAAGCGACAUCCUACGGCAACAGGCCGCUUGCUGCCGCUCUUUACGAGAUUUCGAGAAAGCCUCAUGUUUGCUCAACAACGCCCGGAAAUAUGCAGUCUCUAGGGACAGUCAGAUUUCCGUGCAUCUUGGAGAAAGUGAGCAUUUCCUCGCCGAGGCUAUUCGCCACUUUGCUUCUCAUGCUGUAUACUGUGUUCUUCCCGAGUCGACCAUUUCGCUGCCUUCCCUGCAAUCCCCAAGUAAGACUACCGGUACAUCCAAGGCUGCCACCAAAAAUACGGCCCGAAAGCCUCGCGCCCCCGCCAGAGGGACACGGUCCCGAGCGCAGACCGCAAGCGAAGACUUUGCUGUGAUGCUUUCCAAGGCUGGCGAUUGUCUUAACAAUGUGUUUUCUACUGCUACCACCGUGGGCUCCACGUUGGAUAGCCACUCUGCGUCACGCCUGAUGAGUCGUAUCUCCAUGCUGUCUCAUGUUACGGCCGCUGAGAGCACAUCCGCCUGGUCGCAGCCUCCAGCCAAUGUUAAUGAACUUGGCCGUAUCGGUGCCUUUACGCGCGAGCAUACCGCUAUUGACCUUGACAAGCAGCUGGCGGAAUACAACGACCCGCUUCUUUGGCCUACACCCUCCGCAAUGACGGCGGACCCCGAGGAUCUGUGUAGCUCGAAAUUUGCAGAAGAAUAUAUCGAUAUCCUGCCCGACAAUUGGAAUGUCCUUUCUUUAUCGUUGAGCGCAGACCGGAGUGAGUUCAUUGUCUCACGACUACAUCAAGGUCGUUCGCCCUUCCUUCUGCGGCUUCCGUUGAAGAGAGGCAAUUCUGAGGAGGAGGAUGAACAGUUUACUUUCGACGACGGACGUGAGGAGAUGCAGGAACUGAUCAAACUGGCUAACGAAAGUUCCCACGCGGCUAAAGCCCAAACGGAUCGGCAAAUGAAGAAGGACUGGUGGAGAAACCGGGAGGCUCUAGAUCGCCGGAUGGAGACUCUGUUGCAAAACAUUGAGAAUGUAUGGUUCGGGGGAUUCCGAGGCAUUUUCUCCCCCCUGCCCCAUGAUACUACCUCUCUAGCACGAUUCGCGUCUUCAUUCCAGACCAUCUUAGACAAACACCUUCCCUCUCGCCAGAAGGGCGGUCGGGCGGAGGGGCCGCGCCUGACGCUGCACCCAAACGUGCUGGAACUGUUUAUCGGUGUCGCGGACCUGGACGACCAAGAAGAUCCGGAGGAGACGCUGAUGGACCUUCUAUACUUCGUGGUGGAUAUCCUACAGUUCCAGGGCGAGCGCAAUGCCUACGAUGAGAUUGAUUUUGAUAUGAUGGUGGUUGAAACCCUUGACGCGGUUCGGGCCUACCAUGACGCCGCCAGCAACCGCCGGGGUAAACACACCCCCAACCAUACCGUCUUGGUUCUCGAUAAAUCCCUCCACCUCUUCCCGUGGGAAUCUCUCCCAUGUCUACAAGGAUUCCCCGUGUGCCGCGUGCCGUCCUUGGAAUGUCUACGUGACCGAGUUCUGCAGUUUCAGGACAAGCGGAACUCUGACCUUAGCCGGGGCGUGGGCAUUGAUCGCCAUAGUGGCACCUACAUUCUCAACCCUACUGGCGAUCUUCGCACGACACAGGGCACGUUUGAGAAGGAUCUGUCUGCGUUGCAGGGCUGGACUGGUAUUAUGCAGCGCGAGCCGAGCGAAGACGAGUUCAAGCGCGGCCUGGAGACGACGAAUCUCUUCCUGUACUUUGGACACGGCAGUGGUGCGCAAUACAUUCGAGGGCGGACGGUCAAGCGACUGGAGCAAUGUGCCGUUGCGUUCCUGAUGGGAUGCAGCAGUGGUACCUUGACGGAGGCGGGCGAGUACGAGCCUUACGGCACGCCGAUGAACUAUCUGCACGCUGGCAGCCCCGCGCUCGUUGCGACCCUUUGGGACGUUACCGAUAAGGAUAUCGAUCGGUUUGCGCAGUCUACGUUUGAUAAAUGGGGCUUGUUUGAUUCCGGAUCGGACGGGGCAACCUUGGAUGAAGCCGUGUCGCAGUCGCGACCGGCGUGUGUGUUGAAGUAUUUGAACGGAGCGGCUCCAGUGAUUUACGGUGUUCCAUCGGUGUUUUUGGAAUAA